UCGCGUGGCCCGACGACACCGGGCUCCGCCCCCUGCCCCCGGCGCUGCUGGCUUCAGGCAGGGAACUACCUCUCCCAGCGUGCCCGGGCCGGGAGGGGCGUGGCCGCCGCUCCAUCCCGGAUCUCCCCUGGCUCGGCCGGCGGGGCGGUGCAGGCUGGGGAAGCGGGCACCAGGCGGAGCCAUGGCGGAGCUGAGAGUGUUUCCCCUGUCCUGCGUUGUGCAGAAAUAUGCCUGGGGGAAGAUUGGCCUGGACAGUGAAGUGGCCAAGCUGCUGGCUAGCAGUGAUCCACUGGCACAGAUCGAUCCAGACAAGCCAUAUGCUGAGCUCUGGAUGGGAACCCACCCCAGAGGCGAUGCUGUUAUUCUGGAUAAUCGAAUUCCCCAGAAGACCUUAGGACAGUGGAUAGGAGAUAAUCCUGGAUGCCUGGGAUCCAAGGUCAAGGAGACUUUCCAGGGCCAGUUGCCUUUCCUAUUCAAAGUGCUGUCGGUUAACACAGCCCUGUCCAUACAGGCCCAUCCCAAUAAGGAGCUGGCGGGGAAGCUUCACGCCCAGUUUCCUGAGCACUAUCCAGAUGCCAAUCACAAGCCAGAGAUGGCCAUUGCGCUGACCCCGUUCCAGGGCAUGUGUGGCUUCCGGCCCGUGGAGGAAAUUGUGGCUUUUCUGCAGAAGGUCCCCGAGUUCCGGGCGCUGAUCGGCAACGUGGCAGCGGAGCAGCUGGAGCGCAGCGUGUGCAAUGACCCCCGGGGCGUGUCUGCUGCGCUGCGGAUCUGCUUCACCAGGAUGAUGAAGAGCGAAAAGAAGGUCUUUGUGGACCAGCUGAACAUGCUGGUGAAGAGGAUUUCCCAGGAAGUUGCUGCGGGGAAGGACACCUCGGGGAGCAGCGGGAAGCUGCUGCUGCAGCUGCACUCGCAGUUCCCGGGAGACAUCGGCUGCUUUGCCAUUUACUUCCUGAACCUGGUGAUGCUGCAGCCAGGAGAGUCCAUGUUCCUGGGAGCCAACGAGCCUCAUGCCUACCUCUAUGGAGACUGCAUCGAGUGCAUGGCAUGCUCCGACAAUACCGUGCGAGCCGGCCUGACGCCCAAAUUCAUUGACGUGCUCACCCUGUGUGAAAUGCUGAACUACAACCCAGCACCCAGCAGCUCCAAGGUCUUUGCCCCCACGCAGAGCCGCUUGGAUCCCUGUGUCUACCUCUAUGACCCGCCUGUGCCAGACUUCACCGUCAUGAAAAUAGAGAUUCCCUCCGCUAUUAAGCUGUACCUCAUCUCAGCCAUCGACUCUGCCAGUAUCCUGCUGGUGAUCCAAGGCACGGCCGUGGGCACCUCCACCGCCGCCAUUUCUGAAAUGACCCUGCGCCGGGGCUCAGUGAUCUUCAUCUCCGCCAACGAGAGCGUCUCCCUGCACCUGUCCUCCCUGGAUGGAAUGCUGCUCUUCCGAGCCUGCUGCCUCCUCUAGCCUGGGACGCUUGGCACCUCCCCUGCUGUGACUCCACUUAGAAUAGAUAGAAACUGGUCCGCGCAAACUAGACUUGCGCAUGAUGGGUUAGCUUGAAACUCGCCCACAAACCACUGUGUCCAAAUCCAAAGCAGCAGGGUCCCAAUCUGUAGAAGCAGCAACUCCAACUCCCGUCCCCUGACUUGCCUCUCUCCAGCUCCCAGCAUUAAAUGACGUGCUGGGAGGAAGAGUCCAUUUCCUUCCCCCCUCCCAUUAUAUAACACUAGAGCGGCAGCUGCUCUCAUGUCUGCUCCAAGCGGAUCUGGAGAGCAGUAGGUGAGUUUCCCUAACACAGUGCGUCCUGUAGUGCCAGCAGAGCAUUACCUGCCCGGUGACAUCUCCUUUUGGGCUCAAGUGGGCCAUGGAGUUGUAGCUGGAAGGGGGUAGGGAGAGCGUGGUUGGGAUUUGUAUGGUGGUAAGAUAGCUCCGGAAGGGACUCCGACCACAACUGGAAAGCACAGUACUGCAAGGGAAUGCUGGUGAGUUCCUGCUCAGGGGAUGCUGUGCCAGCCUGCCCGGGGGGAAGCCAUAGAAUAAGAUUGUUCGGUUGUUGCAGGAAACUCUCCGUGCUUUUUCUCCUAGCUCGUCAAUUUCCAUGCCUAGCGAUGCAGUUUCAAGCCCCGUGAUCCCCUGUUCGCAGUGGAGCCCUUCCCCUUUUAGCUGGGAGGAGACUAGUCCCCAGCCAUAAGCAGAUUCCUGUGCUGUGCAGGGGAGAGAUGCUCCCAUGAACUCUGUUGAAAGGUUCCAUCUCAAGUGGCCUUGAUCAUCUUGCUGUCUUGUAUUUGAAAUAGGUGCUGGGUAUAAUGGAGAACUCAUGUGGCGCUCGCCCCAAUCUGUCCUAAGCAGUUCCUGCAUCAGAUAGGCUGACAAGUGGGAUUGAAUCUGUGGCCUGUCAAAGUCUCCUCUGUGCCUGCCACAUGCUAGCAUUAUUGACUCACUUUCAUGAACAGCAAGUGCAUCCGCAAACCCAUCAGCCAGCAAACCCUCUCUCCCAUGUGCCCACUUUACUGAGGCCCCUGAUCCUUGGCCUAAAGCCUUAGUUUGGAGAUGGGUAUUAGACACUCCACAGCUGCUCUUCCAAAGGCUGCAGCACCUGACCCAUCCAGUUGUUUCUGGGGAUGAUAGUUAUUCCAUUGUGUGCACGUGCAAAUUACCCAUUUCUCCUAGGGGUAGAGUGUGGAGGAGAGUCAGGGGUGGAGUAAGGCUUAUAGAGAGCCCAAAGUGACCAAAUGUGCUUUUGGCAAUUAAAGGGAAAGGGUGUGUGUGUGGGGAGGGGGCACAACGCUAAGCUGUGCUGGAUCAGCCAGACUCUUCAUGCAGGCCUUCCUCUACCACUGCCAACAGAAUUGCCUUGGGCUUAAACUUCCUAUCUUCAUAACAACAAAUGAAGUGGGGGCUGUGAGAAUUCCCCUCCCUCCCUCCCCCUGUAAAUUCUGCCACAGCAAGGCACAUUCCCUAAAGCAAGAUGGGGGGGGCAAACUGUGCACUUUUAAGACUGGUAAGGGGCUAUCCUGCUCUGAAGCAGGCAUCUCUGAGAAUAGUUGGAUGCAGAAGCUGUGGUGGUGAGGAAUUAGAGUAAUGGUCAGCAUCAGAGCUCCUGAGUUUUAUUCCUGCUUCUGCCUCACUGUAGGAUUGUCAGCAAGUCACUUAACUUCUGUACCUCCAUUCCUUUACCUGCAAAAUGAGAAUAACUGAUCUACCUCACAGGAGUGUUGAGGCUGCAUGGAUGAAUGUUUGAAGUGCUUGGAACUCCUUGGCUGAAAUGUGCUAUGAUGUUAUCCUUGCCCUUCGCUGGGGCAUGAGGAAACGGUCUUAGCUGGAACUGUGUUCAGAUUGCUGGAGCUAGUGCUGAAGGGGGAAGCUUAAAGGGGGGUUAGUUCAGUUUGCUGGACCCAGUGCUGAAGGGGGAAGCUCAAAGGGGGGUUAGUUCAGUUUGCUGGACCCAACAGGUUGCUCUUGCUAGAUUUCAUUCUGUUGGUUAGCCAUGACUCCCAUGUUCAUAUGCUAGUGCUAUCAGUUAUAUAGGGCCAGGCUUUCUACAGCCCAGUACUCUGUCCUGGCAAGAUUGUGACACUACCAAAGCCUGGUGCUAUUUCAGUGUGCCUACAGCUAUAGAUAUUGGCUGGAUGUUAGACUAUAACAGGAGAGGUCAUCCCUCCAGGGAGUGGUUGGCUUAAGCUUCCAGAUAGCAGUUGCUGGCAUUUUUGGUGGGAAGUGACCUGGUUGCAUCAUUCCACAAGAGAAGAGAUGUGCACCCACAGUGCUAACGUUAAGGGUAGCUUAGGUGUGGUUUGUUCACAUCUUAAUGGCAGUCCCAAUGUGUAGCCCUUAAACGGCCUUUGCUCCCAUUGUGGUGUCUAGGUCAGGCAGCACCAUAGGGCCAUCAGUAUUAAAGAAUUCACUUUAGUUUUCUAAACCCAGAAUGAUCUGCUGUGAACACACAGGCUGCAGCAGCCAGGUGUGGUGAUAAACUUCCAUUUGUGGAGUUGAUCCUUGUUCUUUCACCUGCCUGUUGCUCAUUUCAAUCUUUUAACCAUGGAGACUCAGCCAGGGCUCCGUCCCUCUUCAGUUCCUUGUUCCAUGGGGGUGUGGUUCAUCUAUCACUUAUCAGAUUAAUCUAGGUUAAGUACCUUGGGACCCAGUGAGAAUUACAUAGCAUCAAACUCCACUCCAGUAGAAUAAUCCCCCCUUUGUUUGGCUUUAAGGAAAAGCUCCUAUUUUGAUGUAAUAUUUUAGGCAAUUCCUCUGUUGAGAGGGGAACACAGUGUUGUUGUAGAAUGAAGCUGUGCUCUUAACUUGAUUCAUUCUGGAGCCCCAAGAGUUAAAUAGCUUCAGAGGGGUAGCCAUGUUAGUCUGGAUCUGUAAAAGCAGCAAAGAGUCCUGGGACACCUUAUAGAUUAACAGACAUAUCAGAGCAUGAGCUUUUACUACAUUGGAUGCAUGGAGUGGAGAGUUAAAUAGGCUCGGGGGGGGGGGGGAGAAGGAAAGCUGAGGAAAGAACUGAACCCUAGGAGGAGCUAGCCUUAGGCAUAUAACCUGUAUUUAUGAACCACUGGUGAGUGAGAUUUUUCUUCCAACACACCUGGCUGUGCUGGUUUGACUUGUCCACCAUGUGCUGCUCUAUCAAGAGCUAUAAAUCCAUUUAGCAGGGUGGCACAGGUGGGGCACCAGUGACAAAGAACCAUGCAGCAUGGUAUGUCAACAGCUAAGGUAUAUUCAUGGACUGGAAUGUUGUAACAAAGAGGAAUAAAUAAAGAGUCACUGCAGAAGACAA
Caretta caretta (loggerhead turtle) is the source of this 4766-nucleotide messenger RNA. RefSeq names its product mannose phosphate isomerase (gene MPI). Gene Ontology annotation, molecular function: zinc ion binding; mannose-6-phosphate isomerase activity. Gene Ontology annotation, cellular component: cytosol. Gene Ontology annotation, biological process: carbohydrate metabolic process; GDP-mannose biosynthetic process. Lineage: Eukaryota; Metazoa; Chordata; Testudines; Cheloniidae. The record is from RefSeq and is a predicted model, not a curated record.